Messenger RNA from Orbicella faveolata, 4018 nucleotides. RefSeq names its product adenosine receptor A2b-like. The record is from RefSeq and is a predicted model, not a curated record. Lineage: Eukaryota; Metazoa; Cnidaria; Anthozoa; Scleractinia; Merulinidae.
UUCUCAUUAAAAGAAAUGUACGAAAAUCAGUAAUGAGAAUUGAUCUUAAUCGUGGAUCCUUAAACGUAUUAUUCAUAUUUUCCGGACGAAAAACCUCUUUUGUAUUCUCAGCGACACUUGUCUAAGCCGCCAUUGUUUUAGCUUUAUGCUGCCUGCAAUUACAGAAAUGUAUGUUUGUUGACAUGGCUUUAUUUACGUGAAGCAAAGGAGCUCAGUAUCAGUUUAUUAUUGUCUAUUUCGUUGGCAAACGACCUCGACUGUACUGCAUGCGACAUCAUCCAGUUAUUCAAACCAUAUCGAGACAACAGCGGUAAGUUACGCGCAAGCGAGUGGAUACCAAAUUUCGUAGUAAAUAACUCAAAUGCUUCCUUAGCUCCAAUCACUUAGCGGAAAUUUCAUGCUAGCUCAUAUCAUAUAAAGUAUGGAAACGAGUUGAAUUAUGUUGUUUUAGUCCCACAGGGACGAGAAAAAGUUGGUUAGGCCUUAAAUAGUUGCGAGCAAGAUUUCGAGUUACCUGUUAGACUGUUAGAUUGAGACGCAAUUUUCUGUUGUCUCUAAUUCCCAUCCACACCAUCUUUACACCUUCGAUAUAUUACAAUAAGGCAUUCAACAAUGCUGUCAAGUUAAAUGCUUCAUAUUUGACGUAGAUUUAUUGCUAUUUAGAAGAAGUGUUAACUACAGUUUGUUCGAAACAACCAAAAACAAUUUAAAACAAGCAAGCAAGCAAAGAUCAAGAAAAAUCCGUCACUGUUUGCUAUUUUAAUUUAGCCUAAAUAAAACAGUCUAAAGGUAGACCUCCUUACCGCGCAGAGUCAGAGUGGUUUGAAAGUCGUAAGAAAUCCUUGUAAUAAAGAAGCUGUGUGCUUCGUUCAUGGCGCUGUAAAGUUAGCUAGUACACUGCUGCUUCACAACGAAUGAGGCCUCAAUGGGACUACCAGCUUUAACGCUUCAAAGCGAUGCCUCAGUGUGUCAGAUCUUUUAAUAGGUUUUAUCUUUGGUAGUUUGUAGUGCUGGAUAUGUAAUUAGUUAAGAUCUCGUAUCGGUGUAAACGGUAAUUUGCAAGUGUUAAGCUGUAAAUGGCUAAGUCUUUAUGUUGAUUAGGCAUGUUGUCUUUGGUGGUCAGGCCAAUGAAAUACACUUUAACCUUCCUUCUAGAUCUUUCAGGUUUCACUUGCACGAAAAUUCGUCUGAGAAGGAGAUGUUCAACAACACAAACGGAACAGAACGUCAAGGACUUUCUCCAGUCAACACUAUCAGCACCAACACUCAAGCAAUAGCUGAACUAGUUCCUGUUGCAUUACUGAUCAUCCUUGCCAAUGGGUUGGUGUUGGUUUUAUUCUCGAAAAGAACACAACUCCGUACACCAGCAAAUUACGUGCUUUUCAGUUUGGCAGCUUGUGACUUCAUCACCGGAGUCAUCAAUAUUCCCUUGUUCAUCGUAACUGCAUUCACACCGGCCAUCACUUCGUUCAAGGUUCGAUAUUAUAUGACUGUUCUGGUGAGCGUGCUAAACAAUUUUACAGCCAUAUUAGCUUGCUAUCACAUACUCGCUGCCACUACAGAGAAAUAUCUGUCGAUAAUCUGGCCAGUAACGCAUCGCUCGAUGACGAGAAAAACCGUUUUUAAAGUGCUUCAAGUUGUUUGGGUAGUGUCUUUCAUUGUGGCUUUCAUUCCCUUUGCCUGGGUCAACAUAGAGGAUAAAGAAACGCAAGAGAAAUUAACACUAGGCCAUGUCAUAUUCUGUCUCGUGGCAGUCUUCCUGUUGCCGUAUGCAUUCAUGAUCUAUGCUUUUGUGGUUAUUUUCAAAUCUAUUGCCAAAAGGGGCAAAGCGAAAGAAAACACUUCCUCACGGACCUCGCAGCUCAGUCGACAAGCCGCUCUCGAAAAAAGAUGCUUGAUUUUGUUCGCUUCCAUGGCAACAGUCUUCCUUGUAUGUUGGUUGCCAUGGUUUAUUUUGAUGUUGUUGUUCAAAGUAAAAGACAAUGUUAAAGAGCUGGAAAUCCCUGCUCACGCGUUUGUCCUCGUUAGGUAUACUACCUCUAUCAUAAAUCCUGUUCUGUAUACUUUCUUUAGGCGUGAUUUUAAAACAACUCUAAAAUCCUUGUUUCAAAACAAGAGAUCACGAUACUUUUCUUCGUCAUUGUUUUUAGAGGACAGUAAAGUCAAUGAACCAAGGGUAAAACUGACUGAAAAAAUGGCUGAAGAUGUUGUCUAGGACCCAAGUUCAGUCAGUGACGAUCCUUUCAAUUUGAAUAAUGAAAUUGAGUUAAGUUUUAAUGGAAAAAUGUUUUAAUAGAAACAGUUCUUUCAAGUCUAAAGUAAAUGUAUGAUGUACCGUGUCUGUUUGUUGAUGAAUUACGUGUGUUUAUAAAAAAUUGUAAGUAACUUCAAAUCAAUGAAAAUUAAUAAACUAAAAAAAAAAUUUAAGGUCCUGCGGGGACUCCCACUAGAACUCCCACUGUAUCAAAAGGACAAGGUCGGGGGUGCUCGUCGAAAAUUUUGAAAAGAUAAUCUCUGCUAUGUUGCGCUACGUUGUGCUGUUCUCUGCUACUAGUUUUUAGGUUGGGUUAUAGAGUGCCAUUGUGUGUCAUGCUGAAAUAAUUUCUUCUAUUCUCUGCUAUGUUGCACUACGUUGGGCUGAUUCUGCUACUAGUUUUUGGGUUGGGUUAUAGAGUGCCAUUGUGUGUCAUGCUGAAAUAAUUUCUUCUAUUCUCUGCUGUGUUGCGCUACGUUGGGCUGAUUCUGCUACUGGGUUUUGGGUCGGGUUAUAGAGUGCCAUUGUCUGUCAUGCUGAAAUAAUUUCUUCUAUUCUCUGCUAUGUUGCGCUACGUUGGGCUGAUUCUGCUGCUAGUUUUUGGGUUGGGUUUUAGAGUGUUAUGGUGUUUCAUACUGAAAUAUUUUGUUCUAUUCUCUGCUAUGUUGCGCUAAGUUGUGCUGAUUUGUAUCAAUAGUUUUUAGGUUGGGUUAAAGAAUGCCAUAGUGUUUCACGGUGAAUUAUUCUGUUCUAUUCUCUGCUAUGCUGCGCUACGUAAGGCUGUUUUCUGCCACUAGCUUUUAGGUUGGGUUAUAUAGUGCCAUGGUGUGUCAUAGUAAAAUAUUUUGCCAUUUUCUCUGCUAUAUUGGGUUACGUUGUGCUGUUUUCUGCUACUAGUUUUUAGGUUGGGUUACAGAGUGCUAUGUUGUGUCAUGCUGUAAUAUUUUCUCAUUUUCUCUGCUAUGUUGCGCUGCGUUGUGCUGUUUUGUACUAACACUUUUUAGGUUGGGUUUUAGAGUGCCAUGGUGUGCCAUGCUAUUUUACGGCCAGCACGCUCGAAACCAAGCGUGCAAUUAUUUUUACCCUGUCGAUUUCACUGAAAAGCAAGGUCAUCACCAGAUAGUUUAGAGUCCUCGGAACUGGGAAAUAUCGCCCAAUUUCUUGGAAAGCAAGAUUAAGGUGGCCAAAAUCAGGCUGCGCUUAGGCCGGUCCCGGCUACUUUUUCAGUGUUUAAAUUAAGUGGGGCUAUAUAUCGGCCAGCGAGCUCGAAACCGAGCGUGCAAUUAUUUUUUCCCCAGUGGAUUUUACCAAAAACCAAGGUCAUUACAAGUUAGUGUGCUGUUUUCUAGUGAUAGUUUUAAGGCUGGGUUAUAGAGUUCCAUGGUGUGUCAUGCUGAAAUAUUUUGCCCUAUUCUCUGCUAUAUUUUACUACGUUAGGCUGUUUUCUGCCACUAGCUUUUAGGUUGGGAUUAAGAGUGUCAUGGUAAGUCGUACUGUAAUAUUUUGCCAUAUUCUCUGCUAUAAUGCGCUAAGUAGUGAUGUUUUCUGAUUCUCAAUGUUAGCAUAGGUUAAAGUGUACCCUGGUGUCUCAUGCUGAAAUAUUUUGCCAUAUUCCCUGCUAUAUUUUACUACGUUAAGCUGUUUUCUGGCACUAGAUUUUAGGUUUGGUUUAAGAGUGUCAUGGUAAGUCGUGCUGUAAGAUUUUGCCAUAUUCUCUGCUAUAGUGCGCUACGUAGUGCUGUUUUCUGAUUCUCAAUGUGAGGU